Messenger RNA from Zonotrichia leucophrys gambelii, 1192 nucleotides. It is a transcript of the gene C28H19orf25, whose product is annotated as chromosome 28 C19orf25 homolog. The coding region runs from base 91 to 423 and encodes 110 amino acids. The record is from RefSeq and is a predicted model, not a curated record. The transcript is spliced from 3 exons. Lineage: Eukaryota; Metazoa; Chordata; Aves; Passeriformes; Passerellidae.
GCUUGUUUGAUGACGUGUCCGGAAGUGCGGCCGGCUUAGAGGGGUCGUUCUGUCCGUCUGUCGCCCCUCCCCACAUGAGCCUCCCCCGGGAUGAGCUCCAAGGCCAAGCGGGUGCUGCCCACCCGCCCUGAGCCGCCCAGCGCCGAGCAGAUCCUGGCGGACGUGCAGGGCACGCUGCCCUCCGACCCCGUGUUCGUCCUGCCCGCCGAGCCCCCCCUGGACCCCCCAGGCCCCGCUCCAGGCUGCCCCGAGCCCGCGGCCGAGGAGCGGGAGCGGCUGUACCGGCAGAUCCGCUCCUACGUGGGGAUGAACCAGCGGCUGCAGCAGUCCCGGGAGCAGCUGCGGGAGCGGCGCCGGGAGCUGCAGAGGGUCGGGGAGGCGCUGGAGCGCGGCAUCGCCGAGAUGAGGCAGAAAGCGUUCUGAGGGACCGUGCUGGGCACCUCCACGCUGUGGUUUCACCUUCCCAAAGCCGUUUGCAUCGCGAAAAUCCGGAUUUUCCAGCACAGCCCCGGCUGUACCAUCCCAGUGACCUUUUCCCAGGGAACAUCGGGAUCCUGCACCCCUCCUUGUGCCCCUGAACCGGCUGCCAUGUCCCUCGUGGGUGGCACAUCCUCUCCUCCCUACGACUUUUCCCUCUGGUACUUUCCCGACGAUGACCCCAUCGCCUCCCGCAUCGCCGAGCGCCUCAGGCAGGAGGGAUUCCGGGGCUUCACCGAGCACCAGGACCGGGUGGCCGGGACCUCCGUCAUCCUGACGACCGUGGAGGCCAUCGAGGCCAGCCGUGUGGCCAUCCUGCUCCUCUCGGCCAAGUCCGUGCGUGACCGCUGGUGCCAGCGCGUGUCCCAGUGGAACCUGUUCCACAACAUCCACCAGCAGCAGCAGCGUGGCCCCAGGGUGGUGCCCGUGUGCGUGGGGGUCAGCAGAGCCGAGGUGCCGCCGUUCCUGCAGCACCUGGUCCCGCUGGAAUACCAGAACGAGUUCUUCUUCCAGCGGCUGCUGGCCAGCCUGAGGUCCCGCCCGAGGAGCGGGGCCAGGAGAGUCCCGCCCAAAGGAACGAACUGAGGGACCCCCAUAAAGGGGGCUGGUUGGGGGGCCAGCACCGCCCUGUGGUGUGGAAAACUGCCCUGUUUUGCUAAUAAAGGUGGUGGGAAUGGGUCACCCAGCACAAAUCUCACAACCCCCACUUUUGCGA